This is a messenger RNA of Oncorhynchus masou masou (cherry salmon), 4453 nucleotides long. RefSeq names its product phosphatidylinositol-binding clathrin assembly protein-like. The transcript has 24 exons. The record is from RefSeq and is a predicted model, not a curated record. Gene Ontology annotation, molecular function: clathrin heavy chain binding; SNARE binding; phosphatidylinositol-4,5-bisphosphate binding. Gene Ontology annotation, biological process: synaptic vesicle budding from presynaptic endocytic zone membrane; clathrin coat assembly; clathrin-dependent endocytosis. NCBI's taxonomy places the organism in Eukaryota, Metazoa, Chordata, Actinopteri, Salmoniformes, Salmonidae. Gene Ontology annotation, cellular component: clathrin-coated vesicle; clathrin-coated pit; extrinsic component of presynaptic endocytic zone membrane. Bases 800 to 3028 code for a protein of 742 amino acids.
AAGAAGAAGAAGAAGAAGAAGAAGAAGAACCCAGCCAGUGUAGCCUAGGCCUAAUCAACACUAAAGCUUCAAUAGCAGCCUGCAGGGAGUGGGACUUGGACAAAUGUGUUGCAAGAAAGAAAGAAAAAAAAACUGUGGGCAUAUGCCCAGUUUACCAUGAGAAAUUUGAAAAUAUUAUGAAAUUAUUGCAGAAUAUUGAUUUAGGCCUAAUUGCUGUGGUCUGGCAUAUUAAUUUCCCACCAAGACCACAAUCAGUUGUGGACACCUGCACAGAAUAAAAUGUUAUGGAUUAUGGAUGUAAAAUCUGAUUCUAGGUCGGCAUGCUUCGUAUAACGUCAUACAUCCUAACCUUUCUGAGAGCAGAGCAGGCCCGCCAUUUCCCUGAAUGCUUCUAGUCCUUUAAACACAGCAGGAGUGUCAAUACGAAGACAGGAGACACACAGGGAUCCAGUGAGCGAGAGAUUGGGAUGAGAGAUGGGCAGAGAAUGAGUCAGCGAGAGAACCCACCAAAUCUACCGCCGCAUCUUUAUUUAUGAAAUCUAUUUGAUCAAUGGCGUCAGUUGGAUCAACAUAAGACUGAAAUAGUCAAGCUUUGGAUACGUUGUUUGAAUUUCUUUGUAUCAUUUUUCUUCCGCCUCGUCGUCCUGUCUUUUUCUUUGUUUUCCCCCUUUCUUUAUUUUAUUUUUAAAUAGGCGGUGGACAGGAGGUGUCAACCGUGGAGAUUAUAUCAUUCAAUUAAUUUGGAACUUUAUAAACAUAUUGUGAUUUUUCAAAUUCUUUGUUGCAUCAAUAAACGAAGAUGUCGGGGCAGAGCAUUACUGACAGGAUAACUGCAGCCCAGCACAGUGUAACUGGAUCUGCUGUGUCGAAAACAGUAUGCAAGGCCACCACACAUGAAAUAAUGGGCCCGAAAAAGAAACAUUUGGAUUACCUGAUCCAUUGCACCAAUGAGAUGAAUGUGAACAUUCCCCAGCUGGCUGACUCACUGUUUGAGAGGACCACCAGCACGAGCUGGGUGGUGGUCUUCAAGUCGCUCAUCGCCACACACCACCUUAUGGUCUACGGUAAUGAGCGUUUUGUGCAGUACUUGGCUUCAAGGAACACAUUAUUCAACCUCAGUAAUUUUUUGGACAAAAGUGGUUUACAAGGUCUCUCUCUCCCAGGCUACGAUAUGUCCACAUUUAUCCGGAGGUACAGUCGAUAUCUGAAUGAAAAGGCUGUGUCAUACAGACAGGUUGCCUUUGACUUCACUAAAGUAAAGCGAGGGGUGGAUGGGGUGAUGAGGACCAUGAAUACAGAGAAGCUACUGAAGACCAUCCCUAUCAUACAAAGCCAGAUGGACGCCCUCCUCGACUUCAAUGUUAAUGCCAAUGAGCUAACAAACGGAGUGAUCAAUGCAGGGUUCAUGCUCCUCUUCAAAGAUUCCAUUAGGCUUUUCGCUGCAUAUAACGAAGGCAUCAUCAACCUGCUGGAGAAGUACUUUGACAUGAAGAAAACCCAGUGUAAAGAGGGCCUGGAUAUCUACAAGAAGUUCCUGACCCGAAUGACCCGAAUCUCAGAGUUCCUUAAAGUGGCAGAGCAGGUGGGGAUUGAUCGAGGAGACAUUCCAGACCUUUCCCAGUUCACGGUUUGUGCUCCCAGUAGCCUCCUGGAAGCUCUGGAGCAGCACCUGGCCUCUCUAGAGGGGAAGAAAGUCAAAGACUCCACUGCUGCCAGCAGGGCUAGUACUCUAUCCAACGCAGUGUCCUCGCUGGCCAGUACAGGGAUGUCUUUUACUAAAGUAGACGAGCGGGAGAAGCAGGCGGCUCUGGAGGAGGAACAGGCCCGUCUCAAAGCACUGAAGGAACAGAGGCUGAAGGAGCUCUCUAAGAGGCCUUCCUUCGCCACCACAGACACGUCUCCAGUCUCCACCACCGGGGGCACUAUCAGCACAGCCCCGGCCAUCGACCUCUUCUCCACACCCAGCUGCUCCAAUGGUGCUCUGAAGAUGGAGAGUGACCUGUUUGACAUUCAGCAGACCUUUAACCCUUCAGUGCAGGCCAGUUGUACAGGGCUUCCUGUGGCCACAGCAUGGGCAGAUCCUUUCACCUCUGCUGAAGCUGGAGAUGACUCCAUGCCAAACCUUAACCCUUUCCUCUCAAAAGUCGUUGUCGAUGCAGCCACUCACUUACCUGUCGUGUCCUCCGACGGUGUUAGCUAUUCCUCUAGGACGUCUGGUCAUGAAAUGUUUGGUGAUCGUUAUAAUCCCUUUACUGACUCAAACUCGUCCGUUUCAACCAAUUACAAACGCACAGUGCGGAUAGAACACUCCAUCUCAGACUCCUUCUGUAGUGGUCCAGUGUCCAUGGCCCAGCACCUUCCACACCAGGCUCCCUACCCCACUGAGCCCUCUACUGUAGCAUGUCUAUUCAGAGGGUACUCCACAGCAUCACAGGCCCCCCCCCCAGGAGCACUCCAGGUGGAUUUCGAGUCAGUCUUUGGAGCCAAAGCUACUGGCGUUAACAACAUUGACUCUGAUGACAUCCUGAAACCCACCAUGAUCGGCUCCAAUCAGGCCCUGUGCUCCAUCAAUCAGCUGUCAGACAAACUGGUCGGAGAUGACCUGGACUCCUCCCUGGCCAACCUGGUGGGCAAUCUCGGGAUUGGAAAUGGCACAACAAAAAAUGACAUCCACUGGAGCCAGCCUGGGGAGAAGAGGCUGACUGGCGGAAGCAACUGGCAGCCCAAGGCAGCCCCAAACACCACCUGGAACCCCGUCUCCAUGACCCCCCCAGUCAUGGCCUACCCUGCCACAACACCAACAGGCAUGGUGGGGGGAUAUGGCAUGCCACCCCAACAGCUUGGCUCUAUGGGUAUGAUGAACCAACCCAACAUGAUGUACAACCAGCCCAUCAUGAGGCCGCCCAACCCCUUCGGCUCUGUUUCCAGUGCCCAGCCCUCUGCAGCCUCUAGUCCUUCCAGCCAGAGUCCUCUCAGAGCCCCCGGACAGGACCCAUUUGCACAGCUCUCUCUCAAGGAUUUCUUGUAGAGCGUCUCUUAGAUGCAGUUCAUGUAAUAUGACGUGUCUCAGAAAAUGAAGCACUUAGACUGGCAAUGAAGACAAAGCUUUGCUGCUAACUCUUCAGAGAAACGUUCACCUUCUCCCCACCCCAAAUACAGACAUGUCAAGAACACAAUGAACAGUGCAAUGACUGGAGGAAAACCAUGGAAACCAUGUCCAACUGACGAUGGGAAGAAAAUAAUUCACCACCCGUUAUUCUGUCAUUUGUCCAAGACGUCAAGUGAUGCUGCUGUUUUUUAAAAGUACCUAUAGGGGUUCCUCAUCCAUUGUAUCCUCUGCUAUGGGUGCUGAGAAACUUUGAUAUUAUGUAUUUGGAAAUACUACUGUGGUUGGGUGUAACAGCUUGGUGUUCUAAUCUAGUGUGGGAGGGGGAGGGGGGACAAGAAGAAAAAGAGGAGAGGAAUCCUUCCAUCUCUUGAUUCGAUCAUCAGUGAUCCAUUUCCUAGUUAUUUAACUGUCACUGAGUAGUGAUGCUAAUGACGUUUACACCUGUUUUAGUUUGUCUUUUUUACUGUGUUUACAGUAGACAUUCCCUGUGUGUUGUUUAUUUAUUUAUGAUAUGGUUUUAAUACUGAGGAAGAAAAUCUAUAGUGUAAUCUAUAGUACCUGUGGGAGUGCCUCAGCAUUUAACAUGGAUGUUGGAUGGUUUCAUUGGAGAGGUAGAGAAAAUAAAAUAGAUAUUAUAUAAAAUACACCUAUAAACGGAAUGAUAGAGCACUAAAUAUUCAAGUUUUGUGAUAAGAACAGUUUUACUAGGUCAAAUCUCAUGAUCUCCCCUGUGCAAGUGGAGUAGGGGGUUCCAGUAUGAGUCAGUAAUCUAUAUAGUCAAUUCUGUGCCUAGGGUUUUUUGCAAUGGAACAACUUUUCUGUCUAGUUGAAAAACACUUAAUCCAUGAUUCUGAAGCACCACACUGGGGUGGAAUCCAUUUUGCUUUAAGCUUGGCAUGCCAUUGACUCACUGACCGUUUAAUGGCUGCCUUUACUCUGAAUGUGAAAGAAUUGCUUUCAUGUUGAACAUAUCUUUCCAUGCUACCCGCACCACCUCAGCUCUGACUCCCUGGAAGCCAGACGAGAGUGUGUCGGUGUUGCAGACACUAAACAAGGGUUACAGUUUUGAUGUAAAUUAGUUGUAUAAAGAUCCAGUGGAACAGGGUGAGAGAGGGGCACUGUUGAUCGGUGCUCUGUGUAUAUAAAACUGACUGUUCAACGGAGAGGGAAGUGAAAGAUGUAUGAAAUAUGAAAGCAAUUCAAUCAAUCUGACUCUACCUACGUUUGAUUCAGGAUAUUUUCUGCGUUUGUCUUGCGUGGAUUAUAUUUUUGUUUAUGUAAUUAAAAUGUGUAGCAGACAUUGACAGGUUUUUUUUUUUUAAAUAAAGAGCAGCUUCCACAAAG